AUGUACAACUUUGCCCGCGCCCGGCCGCUGGCUCGCGCUGUUCGCGCUGCUGCUGAGACACCACUGAUGCGCUCCCAGCAAAGGAGAGGGCUCGCCAUCCACGAAUACAGGUCCGCUGCCCUGCUCGAGUCGUAUGGCAUCGGCGUGCCCAAGGGUGGUGUCGCUACCAGCGGCGCCGAGGCAGAGAAGAUUGCCAAGGACAUUGGCGGAGAGGACGCCGUGAUCAAGGCCCAGGUUCUUGCUGGAGGUCGUGGAAAGGGCACCUUUGACAAUGGCUUCAAGGGCGGUGUCAGAGUCGUCUACUCUCCCCGCGAAGCCUCCAUCCUCGCCGACCAGAUGAUCGGCCACAAGCUCAUCACCAAGCAAACGGGAGCCGCCGGCCGGCUCUGCAACUCCGUCUUCAUUGUCGACCGCAAGUUUGCCCGCCGCGAGUUCUAUCUCGCCAUCCUCAUGGACCGCGCGUCACAAGGCCCUGUCAUUGUCGCUUCGUCGCAAGGAGGCAUGGACAUUGAGACAGUCGCAAAGGAGCACCCAGAGGCUAUCAUCACCACCCCGAUCGACAUCCACAAGGGCGUCACCGACGACAUUGCCCGCAACAUCGCAACCGAGCUCGGCUUCUCCGAGCAGUGCAUCGAGGACGCCAAGGACACUAUCCAGAAGCUGUACAAGGUCUUCAUGGAGAAGGACGCCACCCAGAUUGAGAUCAACCCCCUCUCUGAGACCACCGACCACCAGGUCCUCGCCAUGGACGCCAAGCUCAACUUUGACGACAACGCCGAUUUCCGCCAGAAGGAGGUUUUCGACUGGCGCGACAUCACCCAGGAAGACCCCGAGGAAGUCAAGGCCGCUAAAGUCGGUCUCAACUUCAUCAAGCUCGAUGGUGACAUUGGCUGCCUCGUCAACGGAGCCGGUCUCGCCAUGGCCACCAUGGACAUUAUCAAGCUCAACGGCGGCGCGCCAGCCAACUUCCUCGACGUUGGUGGUGGUGCUACACCCGAGGCUAUCAGGCAGGCGUUUGACCUGAUUACCAGCGACCCCAAGGUUACCGCCAUCUUUGUCAACAUCUUUGGUGGUAUCGUCCGUUGCGAUGCUAUUGCUAAGGGUCUGAUUCAGGUUGUCAAUGAGAUGAACCUCAAGACUCCGGUUAUCGCUAGGUUACAGGGUACUAACAUGGAGGCUGCUCACAAGCUUCUCAACGACUCUGGUCUUAAGAUCUUCUCCAUCGAUGACCUACAGGCCGCCGCCGAGAAGUCGGUGCAGUUCUCCAAGGUUGUCAAGAUGGCGAGGGACAUUGAUGUUGGUGUUGAGUUUACACUUGGUAUUUGA
Molecule: messenger RNA, 1326 nt
Organism: Alternaria arborescens
Lineage: Eukaryota; Fungi; Ascomycota; Dothideomycetes; Pleosporales; Pleosporaceae
Product: putative succinyl-CoA ligase [GDP-forming] subunit beta
Exons: 6
Coding region: 1-1326 (441 amino acids)
Biological process (GO): tricarboxylic acid cycle; succinyl-CoA metabolic process
Cellular component (GO): succinate-CoA ligase complex; mitochondrion
Molecular function (GO): metal ion binding; ATP binding; succinate-CoA ligase (ADP-forming) activity
Source: RefSeq, a predicted model, not a curated record